AUGCCAUCUUAUGCCAAGUAUAUUAAGGAAAUUGUGUCUAAUAAAAAGAAACUAGAAGAGUUUGCUACUGUGCAUCUAAAUGAGGAGUGUAGUGCUAUUUUACAAAGCAAACUACCUCCUAAGCUAAUGGAUCCAGGAAGUUUUUCUAUUCCUUGCACUAUUGGUAAUACUGUUGUUGAUAAAUGCUUAUGUGAUUUAGGUGCCAGUAUAAACCUUAUGCCUUUAACUCUUUUCAGGAAGUUGGGAAUAGCUGAAAUGAAGCCAACUACAAUCUCUCUUCAACUUGCUGAUAGAUCAGUCAAGUACCCGCAGGGUGUAGAAGAGGAUAUCUUGGUAAAAGUUGGUAAAUUCUACUUUCCUGCUGAUUUUCUGAUUUUGGACAUGGGUAAUGAUACAGAUACAUCCCUUAUACUUGGUAGGCCAUUUUUGUUAACAAGAGUAAUAAUAGAUAUGCCUUUAGGGAAAUUAAUUUUUAGAGUAGGAACAGAAAAAGAAGAAUUCUCUAUCUCUAAAGCUGUUAAGUUCCCGUCUUUUGAUGAAUCAUGUCAUUUUGUUGAUGCUAUUGAGAAACUUUCAAAAGAAGCAUUUGCACUACAAGAAAAUUUGCGAUUCGCGACGGAAUUUUUUCGUCGCGAAACAGCCAAAUCCGUCGCGAAACAGGUUUUGCGACGGAAUUCGUUCCGUCGUAUCUCCGUUUGCGACGAAAAAGUUCCGUCGCGAAAUAUGGCGACGGAAAAAUUCCGUCGCGAAAUAUGA
Messenger RNA from Ipomoea triloba (trilobed morning glory), 756 nucleotides. RefSeq lists its product as uncharacterized. The coding region runs from base 1 to 756 and encodes 251 amino acids. Lineage: Eukaryota; Viridiplantae; Streptophyta; Magnoliopsida; Solanales; Convolvulaceae. The transcript has a single exon. The record is from RefSeq and is a predicted model, not a curated record.